CUCUUUGUGUAAUCAUGCCAUACAAGCCUUGGGAGACUCACCUCUUCGACCGCGAACUACGAUCCGGCGUCAUCGUGUUUUCCUGUUUAUGCAACAGACUUCGUCUCAUCAAGAUGGUACAAGACAUCAGUUUCUGAUCCGGAAAAAAAGCAUCCAGAUAUCGGCGAGGGAUCGUCUUCAAUUACUUCCCAUCCUCAUUGCUGAACAACUGAUAGGCUCACUCCCCAUCCUCUUUUUUCUGUCCGUCCUUAUUUGCGGUCCCCCUACUCUGCUGGACGGCUGUAAACAGAAUACACCUAAAGUUUUUAGUUCUAAAAGUUGGAGUAUUCUUUGUCUACUUUCAUUGUUGCUACUCCUCUCCGUGUCGUUUUUCAAUGACAUGGGCCGUCCAGUACCAGCUAUACAGGAGCAAAUCCGGAUGUUACAUAUGCACUGCACGGUUGCUGUAGCCGGCUCCAUAUGAUACCAUGCGAGGCUCAGUACUUGUCCUUCGUGCAUUCAAGAGACCAUAGGCCCCGGUGAGCCUGGUGGCCAGGUGUAAUGACGUCCCAUUGUACGGAUCCAAUGAGCACAAAA
Messenger RNA from Gamsiella multidivaricata, 576 nucleotides. RefSeq lists its product as uncharacterized. Lineage: Eukaryota; Fungi; Mortierellomycota; Mortierellomycetes; Mortierellales; Mortierellaceae. The record is from RefSeq and is a predicted model, not a curated record. The transcript has 3 exons. The coding region runs from base 89 to 463 and encodes 124 amino acids.